This is a messenger RNA of Pyricularia grisea, 831 nucleotides long. RefSeq lists its product as uncharacterized. The record is from RefSeq and is a predicted model, not a curated record. NCBI's taxonomy places the organism in Eukaryota, Fungi, Ascomycota, Sordariomycetes, Magnaporthales, Pyriculariaceae. The coding region runs from base 1 to 831 and encodes 276 amino acids. The transcript has a single exon.
AUGAAGUCCUUCACUAUCGCAGCCAUCCUCGCCGCCACGACCUCCCUGGUCAGCGCGGCCCCGGCCAACCCCACAGGCGGCAACCCUUGCGACGUCAUAAGGUGCUCGUCGGGCACCAUCUGCCAGGUCAGCGGGGACGGGGAGUCUGGCUCGUGCGUGCCCGAGUCGGAGCAGCAGUGCGGCGAAGACGUCGUCUGCGGCCACGGCAGCCGCUGCUGCAACCCGGUCAUGGGCAUCUGCGUCAGCCCACCCAACAUGUUUUGCAUCAUGAGCGGCGGCGGCGGCCUGGUGUCUGACGACGACAACACUACUUCGUCGGAGUGGGCACCGGCGGCUGCGGGUCCCUGCGACGACAUUGUCUGCACGGGAACCACCAUCUGCCAGCCCAGCGAGGACGCCAGCACGGCCAAGUGCGUGCCGAUCGAGGAGCAGCAGUGCGGUGAAGACGUCAUCUGCCCGCACGGCCAGCGCUGCUGCAACCCGUUCCUGGGCAUCUGCCUCACGCCGCCCGACAUGGCUUGUCCGAGGAGUGCCGGUUCUACCCUUCCCCCAGUCCAGCAGCUCGAGGAGACGUUCGAACAGAAGGGCAGCAACAAUGGCACAUUCUGCGGGCCCAACAUCUGCCAGGCCGACGAGACGUGCUGCAACCCGAGCUGCGGCUACUGCACCAAGCCCGGCCAGGGCUGCACCAAGGAGUUUUGCGUCCCCGGGUCGGGUCCGCAGUGCGGCACCAAGGCAUUCUGCCCGUUCGAGUGGGAGUGUUGCAACGCAAGCUGUGGCACCUGUGUCCGUCCCGGCGGUAGCUGCACGAUGCAGUUUUGCGGCGAGUGA